Molecule: messenger RNA, 2307 nt
Organism: Hydatigera taeniaeformis
Lineage: Eukaryota; Metazoa; Platyhelminthes; Cestoda; Cyclophyllidea; Taeniidae
Source: the annotation of a GenBank genome assembly
AUGGACGACGACACUCAAAUAAUGAACUUCCUCUCGGAUUUCGAUGUGGAUGCCUUCCAAAAUGCUGAUGACAAAAUCAAAAAUAUCUCUUAUUCAGAUGAGGAGAAUGAUUUUUUGGACCAUGAUUUGCCCUUUCUCGGAGAGGGUGAUGUCUUCACUGUUGGGAAUACUUUUCACCCCGGUGUGCCUGUUGAAGUGAAGUUGAUUUGGACGCACUUCCCAAAAACUUUUUCUCAGGAUCUAUCCAGUUAUGAAUUGAGUCAACAAACACAUCCUUCUGACACCAAAAACUCUCUACCUUCGCGAUGGCUAAUACUGAAGGAUACUUAUCUGGUGGUUCUGAAACCCCAUAAGGCUGACAGCGUUGAGGGGAUUAAGAACUGGAAUAUGGCAAGGGAGGACGGAGAGGAUGAGGAUGGAGAAGAAGGAAGUAGGAAGCGAGGACAGAAAGACGAAAAGGACGGUUUGGGCUCAACCAAUUUGUGGAAGCGUUAUCAUCGAUGGCGUUUCUGCAAGGUCAUUCUGAUGGAUCACUACUUUCAACGCAAAAUCGUUCGCAUCGGAAAAUACGAGCUCCUUCAAAUACGCAACAUGCAUAGUCAACUCACCUUCACUCCAACGAGCUACGACACGGUGGCAGCCUGGGAUGCAAUGGUAAAUCUGGUCCAAUCUUCCCCCGAAGCGUGGGCCUACACCGUCGUCAAUCCAUUCAGAUCUUUUGCGCCCGUUCGCUCCGGCGGUCAAGUUAUUGUUGGCAUCGAUGGUGCCUCAUAUAUGGCAUCAGUGGCGGAUGCGAUGGAAGCAGCUCGUCACGAGAUCUUUAUAACUGACUGGUGGCUCUCUCCUGAAAUCCAUCUUAAGCGACCUUAUUCUGAUGAUUACUGGCGACUGGAUGCCCUGCUUAAGCGGAAGGCCGAACAAGGAGUUCGUAUUUGCGUUCUGAUUUACAAUGAAGUAAGAUUCGUCCUCAGCAUCAACAGUCGCCACUGCAUGAAAACGCUUACUUCCUUGCACACUAACAUUCAUGUAAAUAAGGUUUUCUUCCUGGGUCAAAAAUCUGGGAGGCAGUUCACUUAUGGAUAUCUUUUGAACUUACAGGUAAUUCGACAUCCCAAUCAUAUCCGAGAUCGCACUUGGAAUUGGUCUCAUCACGAAAAAUUGGUCAUUGUGGAUCAAUCAGUGGCCUUCGUAGGUGGAAUUGAUCUCUGUUUUGGGCGCUGGGACCGUCCUGAUCAUCCAAUACUUGAUGCAGCUAUCCGCCGCUCUGAAUUUGAUGUAACGGAUUUGGCAUGCCUGCCGCUGUCUACAGCUUUCCUACCACUCCAACUAACGGCACCUACGUGCCUGAAAGACAGGGUUAGAAGCUUAGCAGACCCGUAUCGUCUCCUUCGAACAGAUACAACAUCGUCCCCCCAACGGUCUAAAUCAUUAAAUGAGCGACCAUUACAACCAAGACUUUUCCCACAGCAGUGUGAGGAUUCCCAAAGGCGAUCUCCGCCAGCUCUGAGCACCGGUGAUAAGGAAUCCAGCUGCUACAGUGCAUGUCUAGGCAAGGAAGAAAAUUCAAAAGAGGAUAGGAGUUUCUCUUCAACUGGAAUGGAAGAUGGACACUGCCUUUUUCCAGGGCUGGACUACAUUAAUUGGAUUUUCAAAGACCCUGGCGAUGUGACGAAACCGGAUGUAGUCUACAUUGACCGAAACGAGGUGCCACGGAUGCCCUGGCACGACGUUGGCGUUGGGUUGUCGGGCAAAAUUGUAAGCGAUUUAGCUCGACACUUCAUUCAGCGGUGGAAUGCUCAUAGACAGACGAUCGUUACGAACAGUGGAUUGAAAAUUCGCAUAUGCGUUUUACAAGGUGAUUUUAUACUUCUGGUCAAGGUACGGAAGACAAAACACAUACGUUCUCUGACUUCCUGCAUACCGCCCAUCCUUCUCCCCACCCUGCCCGCCAAUACGUCUCUGGCCGAGCGCCUUCACGAACUGGGCGGCACCUGCAUCUCUGACAGCGAGACUACAAGGCAGGUGCGGCUGCAGGCUCUACGCUCAGCCGGCCACUGGUCCCUCGUGUCAACGCGUGGAGUCAAAGCUAACGCAGUGACCACAUCUUCUUCUACGUCCUCACACACCGAACACUCCAUCCUUACUGCCUACAUUGAGGCCAUUCGUGAAGCAGAGCACUUCGUUUACAUUGAGAAUCAGUUCUUCAUCAGUUGGGUAGACGCCUCUGAUGGUGCGGAGAAAAAUCGUCUUGUCAAAAACCAAAUCGCGCAAGCCAUCUACGACCGUGUAGUCAGGGCUCAUCGGUAA